Molecule: messenger RNA, 2700 nt
Organism: Gopherus flavomarginatus (Mexican gopher tortoise)
Lineage: Eukaryota; Metazoa; Chordata; Testudines; Testudinidae
Gene: RPAP2
Product: RNA polymerase II associated protein 2
Exons: 14
Coding region: 22-1923 (633 amino acids)
Cellular component (GO): cytoplasm; nucleus
Molecular function (GO): RNA polymerase II CTD heptapeptide repeat phosphatase activity; RNA polymerase core enzyme binding
Source: RefSeq, a predicted model, not a curated record
AGAGGUCACGCGGGGCGGGAGAUGAUGGCGGCGGCGGCGGAGCGGCCGCGGGGCGGUGUGAAGGCGAGAUCCAGCCGGAGACGCGCAGGAAAUAAACUAUCAAGUAUUUUGAAAAAUGAAGAUGUAGCACAAAGGAGGGCAGCACUUGAGGCUGCUAUUAGAAAGAAGUUUGAAUAUGAGAAAAAAGCUCUGCGUAUUGUUGAACAGCUAUUGGAGGAAGAUAUUACAGAAGAGUUCCUUGUGAAUUGCGGAAAUUUUAUUACCCCAUCUCACUAUAAGGAUGCUGUCGAGGAGCGUUUUAUCAUCAGACUCUGUGGCUAUCCCUUGUGUCGAAAUAGGCUAAAAAAUGUGCCAAAACAGAAAUACAGAGUUUCAACAAAAACAAACAAAGUUUAUGAUAUUACAGAAAGAAAGUGUUUUUGCAGCAAUUUUUGUUACAGAGCAUCUAAAUAUUUUGAAGCUCAGAUUCCCAAAAGUCCAGUGUGGAUGCGAGAAGAAGAAAGACCACCAGAUAUAGAACUGCUGAAGGAGGGGCAAAGCAUUUGGCCAUUAGGGGGCAAACUCACAUAUUCCUGCAGAAACAAUGGCCGGUCUGGGGAAGAAGUAAAACUACAUGAUGAAGUCAUUAAAGUCUCGGAUAUUGAAAAUCCUAAGACGUCAGCAAGCCAGUGUGACUCUGGUUCCCAUAGCACAUACAGUGACAGCAGCAGUGAUACUGAACAAGAAUUUGUUUCCUCUAUUCUACCAGAAAAUCGAUCAAAUGCAACCAGUCUGGUGCAACCAUUGCACAAAAAAAGUAUACUCAAAAAGAAGCCUAUUCAAAAUAUAAACUCCACGCAUAGAGAUGGAGACCAUAGAGUGAUAAAUGUCACCGAACAAUUGAGUGAGUGCAAAUUAGAUAUCCAGGAAAAAAAGAGUUCUUGUUCUGUUACUGACAUUUCUUCAGACACUAUUGUAUUGGAAAACUUAAAAAAUCCAGAAAACUAUGAAAGUAGGUGUAAUGGUUCACAAGUAGUUUUGCUAGGUGUGAGCAAAAAGGGGGCAGAACAACUCAAAAAAAUACUUGCUAAAUCAAAGCAGCAUAUCAAACCUGAAAUGAGUGCACCACUUGAUUCCCAUACUGCUACACGUAAUGUGUUAGAUGUGCUUAAGCAGACAUUUAUUGAAUGGAGGACUGAAGAAACUUACAAGUUUCUUUGUGGUUCCAGCUAUGCUACUGUACACUUACCAGAACACACAUCCGCUGUCAACUGUGAGAAAGAAGAACUUGAUGAGGAUGACUUAGAAACAGCAGAUGACCUUAAUGACACUGCUGCUGCUACAAGGGAAUCUAAAAACAGUUUGAACCAGUCUUUGCCUUUUGGGGGCACAGGUGCAACAGUUAAACCUUUGCCUAGCUAUGAAAAACUAAAAGAAGAAACAGAACUAUUAGGACUAAAAGUAAAGGAAUUCUAUAAAGGAAAAUGCCUCUUGUCUGAAGAAGCAACAACACAGGCGGAAGGAGCGGAGCAUCCUAGCAGUGUUAAAGAUGAUCAGCAGGGUGAUCCCAUCCUCCCGCUUGUAGAUUCUCAUGCCCAAAUGCAGAUUCGAAAGCAGAUAGUUCUUGAAAAAUUGAGAAAAGUAUUGCCUGCAGUUUUGGGCCCUCUUCAGAUUACACUAGGUGAUGUUUACAUGGAACUGAAAAAUCUUGUGAAAACUUUCAGGUUAACAAAUACAAAUAUUAUUCACAAAAUUCCAGAAUGGACCCUAAUUGCUGUUGUGUUGUUAUCAGUGUUGUCACAGAUUAUUCCAGUCUUUGCAAAUUCUCAACAGAGUCCAGUAUAUACACAGUUCCUGUCCACAUUACUUGAAGAAUUGCAUUUCACUAAAGAAGAUCUUGAAAGUUUAACAAGAAUAUUUAGACAUGGCAGCAUGCCUGAAUGAAUGAUGAUGAUCUCAAACCUCUUCUUUUGCACCUGAAGUCGGUAUUGAAGUAUUGCUAUAGUGAACAAUAUUUUUUUCUUUUUAGAGUUGAAAUUAAGCAUUUUACUUUGCAUCCUGUACUUUCACGUCUGUUUCUUAUGAAGGUGUUCUUAAAUCUUUUUGGACAAGCUAAGUAGCACAGCUUUAGCUCAAGUUAUAGAUGAAGCUAAAAUAAGUUUUUAUAUGCUCUUAAAAUUGUCUGAGGAAAAAGUAGUAAGGAUCUCCAUUUUUUGUUUCAUUGCUAAAUCUUAAGGCAAACUGUGCCCACAAGAUUAGGGGAAAGAAAGAAAGAAAGAAAGAAAGAAAGAAAGAAGACGGAGCAUGUAACAGUCUCAUGGAAGGCAGGAUACCAUUACUGGCAUCUUUUCUGCUGUUUUCCUGCAUUCAGCAGCUUUCUCCAGCAGAAUGCUGAGAAGAGUAGCAAAAAUUUCUGAUCUACAGCCACCUCACCCACCCCCCAGUGGCUUGUAUAUCUAUUUUUGCUACUUAUGAAGAUUGGUUUGGGUUAGAAUUUCUGUAACAUUUGAGAAUUUAAAACUGAUUGUGUAGCUGUUCAUAGUUUGGCUUGCAAGAAAUUCAUGGUUUAUUUUUGAAUAAUUAAAAAGACCUCAUUUGAGCUUUAUUUCAAUAGUUAUUAAAUUUGCUUUGUGAUUGAUGCACUGUUUAGCUUUCCAGACCAAGACCAUUAUGACAUGCUCACAGUGUUAAGCCGAUUAAUAAACAUGCUUUGAAACCAAA